Molecule: messenger RNA, 1603 nt
Organism: Panthera uncia (snow leopard)
Lineage: Eukaryota; Metazoa; Chordata; Mammalia; Carnivora; Felidae
Gene: MEX3C
Product: mex-3 RNA binding family member C
Exons: 2
Coding region: 36-1433 (465 amino acids)
Molecular function (GO): RNA binding
Source: RefSeq, a predicted model, not a curated record
CGGGGGUGCUCUACGGAGGGGACGAUGCCCAGGGCAUGAUGGCGGCGAUGCUGUCCCACGCCUACGGCCCCGGCGGCUGCGGGGCGGCGGCGGCGGCCGCCCUAAAUGGGGAGCAGGCGGCCCUGCUCCGGAGGAAGAGCGUCAACACCACCGAGUGUGUCCCGGUGCCCAGCUCCGAGCAUGUCGCCGAGAUUGUCGGUCGCCAGGGUUGUAAAAUUAAAGCACUGAGAGCCAAGACAAACACAUAUAUCAAGACACCUGUUCGUGGUGAGGAGCCCAUUUUUGUUGUCACUGGACGGAAAGAAGAUGUUGCCAUGGCCAAAAGAGAGAUUCUCUCAGCUGCAGAGCACUUCUCCAUGAUUCGUGCAUCUCGAAACAAAAAUGGCCCUGCCCUGGGAGGAUUGUCGUGUAGUCCAAAUCUGCCCGGUCAAACCACCGUUCAAGUGAGGGUCCCCUAUCGUGUCGUGGGAUUGGUAGUUGGACCGAAAGGAGCAACUAUUAAAAGAAUUCAGCAGCAGACCCACACAUACAUAGUAACUCCAAGCAGAGAUAAGGAGCCUGUCUUUGAAGUGACAGGGAUGCCCGAAAAUGUCGACCGAGCGCGAGAAGAAAUAGAAAUGCAUAUUGCCAUGCGUACAGGAAACUAUAUUGAGCUCAACGAAGAGAAUGAUUUCCAUUACAACGGUACCGAUGUAAGCUUUGAAGGUGGCACUCUUGGCUCCGCGUGGCUCUCCUCCAAUCCGGUUCCUCCGAGCCGCGCAAGAAUGAUCUCCAAUUACCGAAACGAUAGUUCCAGUUCUCUGGGAAGCGGCUCCACAGAUUCCUACUUUGGAAGCAAUAGGCUGGCUGACUUUAGUCCAACGAGCCCAUUUAGCACAGGGAACUUUUGGUUUGGAGAUACACUACCAUCUGUAGGCUCAGAAGAUCUUGCGGUUGAUUCUCCUGCCUUUGACUCUUUACCAACAUCUGCUCAAACUAUCUGGACCCCCUUUGAACCAGUUAACCCACUCUCUGGCUUUGGGAGUGAUCCUUCUGGUAACAUGAAGACUCAGCGUAGAGGAAGUCAGCCAUCUACUCCUCGUCUGUCUCCUACGUUUCCCGAGAGCAUUGAACACCCACUUGCUCGGAGGGUUAGGAGCGACCCACCUAGUACAGGCAACCAUGUCGGCCUUCCAAUAUACAUCCCUGCUUUUUCUAAUGGUACCAAUAGUUACUCUUCUUCCAAUGGUGGUUCCACCUCUAGCUCACCUCCAGAAUCGAGACGAAAGCACGAUUGUGUGAUUUGCUUUGAGAAUGAAGUUAUUGCUGCCCUAGUUCCAUGUGGCCACAACCUCUUCUGCAUGGAAUGUGCCAACAAGAUCUGUGAAAAGAGAACGCCAUCAUGUCCAGUUUGCCAGACAGCUGUUACUCAGGCAAUCCAAAUUCACUCUUAACUAUAUAUAUAUACAUAAAUACUAUAUCUCUAUAUGGACUCGUAAAGGCAUGGGUAUAAUGGUACCCCCAGUAAACUUCCUAAUGAAUUCUUAUGACUGUUAUCAGGCUUUAUUGGGAUUAGGCUAAAGUUGUUAGUAAACUUAUAAAAGGCUGCUAUGGUAACACUAAA